Messenger RNA from Prosopis cineraria, 1584 nucleotides. Its product is annotated as peptidyl-tRNA hydrolase, mitochondrial. The coding region runs from base 375 to 1028 and encodes 217 amino acids. The transcript has 9 exons. Lineage: Eukaryota; Viridiplantae; Streptophyta; Magnoliopsida; Fabales; Fabaceae. Gene Ontology annotation, molecular function: peptidyl-tRNA hydrolase activity. The record is from RefSeq and is a predicted model, not a curated record.
UUCAUUGAUCACAAGGUUUUUAUGUUUCCUCUCAAUUAUACGCUGAGUUGCAAAAUUUUCUCUCCUUGCUGAAUCGGACGGUUACAAAUCACUUGCCUCAGUCUUUGUUUAGACGAGCUCAGUUCAGGUGAUCCUUAUUCCCCUCCUCCUCUGCACUCGCCGCCGCCUUGGUUGAUAUCGACGUCAAUCAUACGCUAGCCGGGAUCUCGGAGAUCACUGAUGGACCGUCCGUGAGUUGCAGCUGCCAGCACUGAGCCCCCGGUCUCGGUUACCUUAUCUCAUUACAAAUUUUGUCCACAAUAACAGGUGAACCAAAUUCAGUGCAUAGAAAAUGUGUUGCAAUUUGGUGAAGACUGCCUGAGUUCCUGGACAAUAUGCUUAAUCACUUGUAUAGGCGCUGCUUGUGUGCUGCUACUCCUCGGCCAUGGCUCUUUGUUGGGUUGGGCAAUCCUGGUGAAAAGUACAAGGGAACUAGACACAAUAUUGGCUUUGAGAUGAUUGAUGCAUUUGCUCAAUCUCAAGGGAUUGCUAUGAACACAGUCCAUUGCAAAGCCAUUUUUGGCCAAGGUAUUGUUGGUGAAAUUCCUGUUUUCCUUGCAAAGCCUCAAACUUACAUGAAUCUUAGUGGUGAAUCAGCAGGACCCAUGGCUGCUUAUUACAAGCUACCUCUUGAUCGCGUGCUUGUGAUCCAUGAUGACAUGAAUUUGCCAUGCGGGGUGCUUCGUCUUCAUGACAAAGGAGGUCAUGGAAGCCACAACGGGUUGAAGAGUGUCAUAUAUCACUUUCGAGGAAAUAGAGAAUUUCCUCGGUUAAGAAUUGGGAUCGGAAGGCCUCCAGGGCAAAUGGAUCCUAAAGCAUUCUUGCUUCAAAAAUUCAAUGUAGCCGCCAGGCAGCGAAUUGACGGUGCUUUGGAUGAGGGAGUUGAGGUAUUGAAGCUCCUUUUAUCAAGAGGUCUGACAGAGAGUGCAAGAAGGUUUAAUAAAGAGCAAAAGUACAAGCACAUAAGAGUGCAGACUUUACCUGUAUGAUAGGAUUCCUUGCUACCAAGGCUGUUUUUCUGAGCUACGUAUGGUAUUUAUCGAUGUGUUGAUUUGCAGAACUGAUGCCUCGAAAGCCGGCUGGAUUGAUUCUGUUAAACUAUCCUGAGAUUUGGACUUCUAUUUGGUUUUUUAGUGAGGUCAUAUUUGUGCGUCUUCAUUUGUUUUCAUUUGGAUGCCGUCUCAAUGGAAAGAUUAGUUUCACAUUUUGAAUUUGUUCAUAGCGGCUCAUGUUUCAUCUUGAGCCAAGCUAGUAGAGCGGCAUCAACCUUUUCCCCCAUGGUAAACUUUCAUGGGUUGUAGUUUUUAUGGUCUCCUGUAAGUUGGCACUAAGGUUCUAUUUACUUUUUAGCCGAUAUUGGGGCGGAACGAAUCCCAGCAGUUGAUUGCAGUGGCAUUUUCUUGGCUAUUGUUUGGUGAUACAUAGGAUUCGCAUUCAAAUGAUGAGCACCCUGUGCUCAGAUCACCUAGCCUUUCAUUUUCUUCCUCAAACGACUGUAUGCUCAGACCUAAAAGGUUAUCUGAGCCCUGCAUUUUCAUCUUCAAA